AGUGGAAUAAGGAGAAAGGAAACCCUCAGGCAGGCCCUUCCAUUUCCAAAUCCUUACAAUCCCACAAAAUUCAAAAUAAUAACAAUAAUAAUAAUAAAUAAAUAAAUAAAAAGAUAAAACAAAAAAUAAGAAAAACCCAUUUUCAUCUCUGACCCCUUCACUUCUUUCUCUGUCGCCGAGGUUUUUGCUUUGGCUUCAUUUUGGUACUAGAUGUUGUCUGGCAGCAGAUGCCUGAUGGUUUUUACUCUUAAUUCUUGUAUGAUCUGAAACUAAGCCAGGGAUAUUAGUGGGGAUCUGUGAUGUUAAUAUCCUAGUGGCUUGUUCCAUGGACAUCAAAAGAUACCAGAUUACCCAUACUUGGCCUAACAACAGUUCUUAAGUUUUCCUUUGUUGCCUUGAUUCUUCAAUGGGGGAUGCGGAAAAUGCCCUUCCACCUUCAAAGAAGAGGUCUGCAGGAAGGGAACUCACUAAAGAUAAUGCUGGUCUCGAUGAUGAGGAGGAUGCUCCUGAACAAGAGGGCGGAACUUUCAAGAGGGCCAGUGAGGAUGUGCUAGCAACCAGAAGAAUUGUCAAAGUUCGUCGAAAUCAGACAACAUUGGCUCCCUCUUCCAAUCCAUUUGCUGGGAUUAGCUUGGUUCCUCCUAAGGAGUCCAAUGUAGCCUCAGCUGAGGUUACAAGUGAAGCACAAGCUGCUGGUGAGAAGACAGUUUCAGAUGAUGUAGAUGGAGAAGAUGACGCGGAAAAGGGGAAUGAAAAGGGUAAAGAUGAGGAGAAUAAGCAGUUAGAGAGCAAAGAUGAUAAGGCAGGGGAUGAAUCUGCAGUAGAUAAGGAGAACGCUGUGGAGGAGAACAGCAAUAUUGGGAGUGAGGCAACUGAACCGAAGAUAGACAAUGAACAAACUGCAAAAGAAGAGAAGACUGAAGAUGAAUACAAGAAAGAUGAUUACAGUGAAAAAGUGAAUUCUGGUGCGGAAGGCACUCCUUUGAGCUCAUUCCAACAGCUUUCAAGCAGCAAAAAUGCCUUCACUGGUCUUGCUGGAACUGGAAUAUCCACUUCUACAUUUUCCUUUGGGUCUAUUUCAAAGGAUGGGUCUGCACUUGGUACUGCUUCUGCAUCACUUUUUGGGGUGAAAGAUGACAAGCCUUUUGGCCUUGCUCCCUCUAAUAAUGGAAGUUCUUCAAUUUUUGGUGCAUCAGGGGCUUCCACUGCUUCAAAGAGUGAGGGAAGUGGUUUCCCAUCAAAGCAGGAGGUUGUGAUGGAGACUGGGGAAGAACAGGAGAGAGUGGUUUUCACUGCUGAUUCCGUGAUGUUUGAAUUUGUUGAUGGAGGUUGGAAGGAACGUGGAAAGGGAGAACUAAAGGUGAAUGUCUCCACCACUGGCACGGAAAAAGCCAGACUUGUUAUGCGAGCCAGAGGGAAUUACAGGUUGAUUUUGAAUGCAAGUCUUUACCCAGAUAUGAAGCUCACAAAUAUGGAGAAGAAAGGCAUCACAUUUGCCUGCGUUAAUAGUGCCAGUGAAGGGAAGGAUGGUCUUUCUACAUUUGCUUUGAAGUUCAAGGAUGCUUCCAUAGUGGAGGAGUUUCGAGCUGCCGUUACAGCACAUAAAAGCAAGACCUCUGAAAUUCUGAAGACUCCAGAGAACUCCCCCAAGGCUUCUGAUGAUUGAAAGUUGCUCUCUUUGAUGCACAGAGAAUAUCAUUUUCUGACGAGAAGUGUGUCCUGGUAGUAGUUGUCCUUUCUCCACACAGAAGAGAAAGUUGUUUUAGAUUUCGGAAAUCCUCAGUCCUUAUGCAGCAGAGUUAUAGAGUCCUAUCCUUUUUGUUGUAGUCUAAUUUCAGUCUAGUCUGCGAGAAAAUACUUAAUUCUGGGAAAGUCCUUGCUUCAGACUGCAUAAUUUGAGCUUGGAAGACAUUAAAUGUUGGUCAGAGUUUUAUAGUUAAUCCCCUAAAUUUGGGAUAUAUAUUGAACUGCAGUGUCAUAUUUUGGAUUA
Quercus robur (English oak) is the source of this 1990-nucleotide messenger RNA. RefSeq names its product nuclear pore complex protein NUP50A-like. The transcript has 3 exons. Bases 407 to 1666 code for a protein of 419 amino acids. Gene Ontology annotation, biological process: intracellular transport. Gene Ontology annotation, cellular component: nuclear pore; cytoplasm. The record is from RefSeq and is a predicted model, not a curated record. Gene Ontology annotation, molecular function: GTPase activator activity. Lineage: Eukaryota; Viridiplantae; Streptophyta; Magnoliopsida; Fagales; Fagaceae.